AUGGAGCGACAUGAUGAUGUUGAAGCAUGCGGCUCGGAAGUUGAAGAUCGCGGGAUAUACGUGACAUUGCCGCACGACGCACAGUCGUGUUACAACCUCAUCUGGCGCAUGAAUAAGAAUUUGGAACGAGAGCUCGAAAGAGUAGGUCCAAGAGGGCGCGAGGGUUAUGACAAAGACCUUCAGGGUUGGAAAGCGGAAGCACAUGAACUUGGCAAAUGCCAACCUCGAAGGAGGAAACUCGCAUUCAUUGGUAGGACAGGUGCAGGCAAAAGUACGGCCAUAAAUGCCAUCUUGGGAGUGCAAGUAUUAUCAACACGAGCAGAUCUUAUAUUCACAUACUGUACCAUAUUUGUUCUGACACUUGUGCGCAGCGCAUGUACAUCUGUUCAGACCGAGAUAAUAUACGAAAAUUUACUCCCUUCAACGUGGAGAGCAAGUGUCGACUUCAUACAAAAAGAUGAGUGGAAAAAGAUUUUGCAUAACCUCCUAGAUGAUAUCAGUGCUGUUUGUGAACCGGGCGGGAUUCUAACUAUUGGGCGGGAUGACUUCAGGCCUGCAUUAGAUGCUUGGGAGAUUCUGAAAGAGGGAUGUUUUCUCUCUCUCUCUCUCAAUGCUACUACUGAUGUUGCUCUUGUUACAGGUUUAUCCUCAUCGGAGCCGUCCCUAUGGCACCUUGUCGACAGUGUCCACAUUUACGGAGCAUUUGAAGUGCUUGCAUCUGGUGCCGUCACACUCGUGGACGUCCCUGGUUUUGGGGAUGCCAACAAAACAAGAACCAAGCGUACUGCGGAAUACCUGAAAAAUGUCGAGGUAGUAAUACUAGUUGCAGACAUCAAGCGUGCAGCUGAUGACCAGGCCAUGCAUACCUACUUUGAGAAAUUCUUGCAUCAAAUUAUCGCAAUAGAUGGUCGCAUAGAAUCGCUGUUAGUCUUGCUUACCGGAGCGGACAUACGAAUCAAUGAGGACCAGCUGCAUCAUCUUAGUUCAAACCAACGCCAGAUAAUCCAGAACAUGCGUCAGGAGAUUGUCCGUCUCAGCGAAAGCCUGGAUGAGCAAGCUAAACGUUUGGACAUGUUCUUUCUCGAGUUUUACAUAGCUCCGACAGAUGGCCCUGAGUUCGAGGGGCUGAGGGAACGCCUACGCUUGAACAGAGAAAUGAAGGACCAGCAGCUAGUCAACUGCAAGUGGCAACAGCUGCCAAAGACACGUACAUUGCAGGCACGAAGUGUCUUUCUGGAGCUCUAUCGUCAAGUGUACUGUAGUAUUAAGCAGGAUUUGGCCUGUCAACCCCCAUCGCUACCUGUUUUCUGUAUUGGAAGCAUGGACUACACCCAACUUUUGGUGGCGGAUAGACGAGACCCAUUUCCGGUGGUUUUUACUGAUCUUGAAAAUACUGGUAUUCCGCAAUUGUGUCGUUAUAUCCACGAUUUUGGCUGCAAGAAAGCGAUCUCAGACAUCAAUGCCUAUGCGUACAGGUCAAAUUCACUAUGGGAAUCAAUUGAGAGCUACUUUCUUUCUUCACGGCGAGAUUCGAGGCUCGCAGCCUAUGAAGAUGCAGCAAGAGGCCUGCUGGAAACUCUCAAAGAUACUGUCGAAGAGAUAUGCAAAACUUCAGGAGCUAAGAUUGACAACAACAUGGACGAACUGGAACAAGCUCUUCGAAUUGAAGGUAAAAAGGCAGCUGAGCGCAGUCUGAAUACCAUCAAGACGCUCGGAGAGAAUCACCCAUGGCGCAGCUAUCGCUCUCUUAUGCGCCGAGAGGGUGAAUGGCGAUCGACGGACCUUAACGAGGACCUCACCCUUGGCAUGUUGCAGGGUAAUGUAUCAAGUGCAUGGCACAAAUUAUUUAACGAUUUUCUAAGAACGGAAAUUCAUUCACUCGUGGUGGAUAUCUCGAAUUGUUCCAACGAGACAAUCAAAGCUAUCAAGAACCGAGCCCAACGAACGACAACAAUUGCACCACACAUCGACACCGCAUGUAACUAUAUACAUCCAUUUGAGAUCAUCAAUCCUGCACAAGACCAGUACUUGGACUUUUGUGGGUCCUUGAAGGGACUUAUGCGCGUUGCACUUGGGGACCAUUAUCGUGCUGUUGGAAGGGAAUCCGGUGCGGGAAUGUUUCAACGAAUGAAGGAUCUGAACGAGGAGCAGUUUAGUUCCAAGAAGGCCAACGAGUUAUAUGGUAGGCUCGUUGAUCAAGUCAUGACAACCAUCAGAAUGGCGAGGAAUAAAGGGGAAGCAGCACUCGACGAAGUACUCGCCCGUCUGUAUGCAAUCAUUGAGCGUUCCCUUGUCUGCGUGCAGGGAGAUGAUCAAAUAUGCAAGAUUACACGGAGGCAUAUGCAGAAAUUCCUCGACGAAGGAUACAGUUCGCCGUUGACAGAGGUGACAAUUAUCAUAGACAGGUAUAAAGAGCGACAUACAGUGCUAAGAUAGGUGAUAACACAAUAUACACAUAUGUUGCAGUGAGGUUGCGAUCGUACUAAUCAUGAUACGGUUUAGACUCAGUGCUCCGGCAUGUGCAGAGGGCUUUGUCAGUGGGAGUGGGAGUGGGAGUGUGAGCGGGGUUGAGAGACAGUGAGAUGAAUGGU
Suillus bovinus is the source of this 2591-nucleotide messenger RNA. RefSeq lists its product as uncharacterized. Lineage: Eukaryota; Fungi; Basidiomycota; Agaricomycetes; Boletales; Suillaceae. Bases 1 to 2436 code for a protein of 811 amino acids. The record is from RefSeq and is a predicted model, not a curated record. The transcript is spliced from 24 exons.